Messenger RNA from Loxodonta africana (African savanna elephant), 13478 nucleotides. RefSeq names its product DDB1 and CUL4 associated factor 10 (gene DCAF10). Gene Ontology annotation, molecular function: protein binding. The transcript is spliced from 7 exons. Gene Ontology annotation, cellular component: Cul4-RING E3 ubiquitin ligase complex. Lineage: Eukaryota; Metazoa; Chordata; Mammalia; Proboscidea; Elephantidae. Bases 16 to 1695 code for a protein of 559 amino acids. The record is from RefSeq and is a predicted model, not a curated record.
GCGGGGGCGUUGGUCAUGUUUCCCUUUGCGCCCCGUAGCCCCGGUGGGGACGAGGCGGCCGGAACCGGGGAUGCGGAGCCGGCGCACCACCGAGGGCAGGAGGCAGCCGCCGGGCCACCCCCACCCUCGCCCGGGGUUGGCGCAGCCCCUCCCCAGCUGUCCGCCAGGACUCCUUGCCGCCGCGAUGCCCCCUCGCCGCCCCCGGCCGUGCGCGCCAGAGAGCUCGGGCCGCCUGGAGCUCCGGAGCCCUCGGCCGCAUCUGCCCAGGGGGAGCCGUCGCCGCCCUCGCCGCCGCGCCGGCGGCCGGGGCCGGACUGCAGGGCCGAGAGCCGGGGCCGGCAGGGCUUCAGCGCGGGCCUAGGCGGCCCCGGCGCCCGGCUGUUCGGGUGGCUGAGACAGCGCAGUCUGGGCCGCGGGCUCUUCGUGGAUCCGGCGCGGGACAAUUUCCGCACCAUGACUAACCUCUAUGGUUCCAUCCACCCCGCGGACUCGGUGUACCUCAGCACCCGGACCCACGGUGCCGUCUUCAACCUCGAAUACUCGCCCGACGGGUCAGUGCUGACAGUUGCUUGUGAACAAACUGAAGUUCUGCUUUUUGACCCUAUAUCUUCAAAGCACAUAAAAACACUUUCUGAAGCUCAUGAAGACUGUGUAAAUAAUAUCAGAUUUCUUGAUAAUCGGCUGUUUGCUACCUGCUCUGAUGACACUACUAUAGCACUGUGGGAUCUGAGAAAAUUGAACACCACCAAAGUAUGCACUUUACAUGGCCACACUAGCUGGGUGAAGAACAUCGAAUAUGAUACUAAUACAAGACUCUUAGUAACAUCAGGAUUUGAUGGAAAUGUCAUUAUUUGGGACACUAACAGGUGUACAGAAGAUGGGUGUCCACAUAAAAAAUUCUUUCACACACGUUUUCUCAUGCGAAUGAGAUUAACACCAGAUUGUUCCAAGAUGUUGAUCUCAACUUCUUCUGGAUAUCUCUUGAUUUUGCAUGAUCUUGACUUAACGAAGUCUUUAGAAGUAGGCAGCUAUCCCAUUUUGAGAGCAAGAAGAACUACAUCAAGUUCAGAUUUGACCACUUCAAGUUCAUCUGGUCCUAGAGUUUCUGGCUCACCUUGUCAUCACAGUGAUUCUAAUUCACCUUCUGAGAAACACUUGUCUCGAGCCUCUCAAAGAGAAGGAGUUUCACCACGAAAUAGUCUUGAAGUCUUAACCCCUGAAGUUCCUGGUGAGCGAGAUCGUGGAAACUGUAUCACGUCCUUACAGCUGCACCCAAAAGGCUGGGCCACGCUUCUUCGGUGCUCAAGCAACACUGAUGAUCAGGAGUGGACUUGUGUCUAUGAAUUCCAAGAAGGCACUCCCGUGCGACCUGUCUCACCUCGCUGUUCACUACGACUGACUCAUUACAUUGAAGAAGCCAAUGUAGGCAGGGGUUAUAUCAAAGAACUUUGCUUCAGCCCUGAUGGGCGAAUGAUUUCUUCCCCACAUGGCUACGGAAUCCGCUUGUUGGGAUUUGACAAACAAUGCAGUGAACUUGUUGACUGUUUGCCCAAAGAAGCCAGUCCCCUUCGAGUGAUUCGUUCUUUGUACUCUCAUAAUGACGUGGUACUGACAACAAAGUUCUCUCCUACACAUUGUCAGAUCGCCUCAGGGUGCCUUAGUGGGCGGGUUUCUUUGUAUCAGCCAAAGUUUUAGGCACAACGUACAUCAAAUAAGGAACUCUUCUGGUGUUUGACUCAUAAAUUACUUCAAUUUAGGUGAAGUAUUGUCUUUUUAGAAGAUCUUGUAAGUUUGGGUCAAGAUCCUGGUUCUCAUGGGUCCAUUAACACACCUGUGACCUGAGUACUUGGGCGUCCAGCAUCAUACGGGCAUGUCCAAGUUUCAGACUCUAUGCAGCAUCAUCUUUUUCAGCAUUCCUCUGCUCCUGCUGACCCUGUGCCACUGAACUCUGGUUCCUCUGGAUAAUUUGCAUGGUAGCUCUUGUCAAGUUUCCUCCUUUCUUUCUCCCUCUUUUUAUUAUUAUUAUUAUUUUUUUUAAUGUGAAUUUUGUGGGCAUUUGGCAGGAAUUUGGGAUGGGAUAGGAGAAACCUGUGACACCAGCAGUGAAUAAAACCUGGAAGUUUGAUGUUGGCAUAUUGGUCGUUGAAACAAUUUCAUCUUCAUGUAUCAAUACACUUGGCCUUUUAAAGUUACUAUAUUUCUCUACAAUGAGCACAGUUAAUUGUGUUAUUCUCAUGACUGUUAGUCUUGCAACAAAGUAUCUUUUAAGUUUCCUGUUAAAAUUAUACAAAUUUUUCACAGCAAAAGAGAUUUUGUUUGCUGUGAAGUUCUAGAAAACAGAUUGCCGCAUCUUUUUGUAACCUGCUUUACUUGUAUGAGGUUAAAAUCUCUAUUAUCUGUCCUUACCUGGUAUUUUGUUUUUAUCAACAGAAUUAGAAAGGAAAGGAGAGGAAGGAGUGUACAUUGGUCAUUUCUGUUGUACAGAAGAGGAUUUUCUUAUUGGUUAGUACAAUAUCUGGUCACAGAGUGAUGAGAGCAAUGUGACAGAUUUUCUGUAUUUUCUCUGCCAGAUUAUUUAAAUCACAGAGAAUGACAUGUUAUACUGUUGGGGUCAAAGCGGAGUCAAGAGUAAAGAGGUGGUGUUUUACUGUUCUUCGCUGAGCCAGGUGGCACAAACUCAUCUAUGUUAGUGAAGGGAGAACUGCGGUCCUCUUUUCAAGCUGAUGUCGUAACUCUGGUAGACAAUGACUGUGGAUGCCAAGACUGCGCUGAUAUGAAGACCUUUUUUUGUGUGUCACUGUGGAACACAGCAAGUAAAAAGCAUCAAGCAGGGGUCAAGCAUGAGGCCAAUUGCUCUGCUCAUGUAACCCGCUUUCCUCAGUCCCCUCCACAUUGAAUGGCAUUGUGUUUAGAAGGGAUUUGCCAUUGGCUGGAGUAAAUUUCAGCCAUGCUCUAGCCUUUCUCACUUAAAUCACACUCUCUUAAGCCAAGUGAUUCUCAACCAUUAGGGUGCACAAUAGUCAUUGAGGAACUUGUGAAAAAUGCAGAAACCUGGCCCCCACCGUAGGAGAUUCUGAUUCAACCAGGGAGAUGACAGAAAUCUGUAUUUUUAACAGGAGCCCCAACUAAUCUUUCUUCAGGUAGUCCCUGGAUCGCAGUUUAAAAAACACUACCUUAAGGCAGUAAAUAUACUUCUGUAUCCAUUUGGUGCUUAACACAACUCCCAGAAGGUAUUUUGAUUUUUUUUUUUAAGUACAUGACAGCAAUUUUAGAGGUAGAAAAUAACUUAAAAUGGAAUCAAUCCCAUUAUUUGACAAAUGAGAGAAGUUAAGUGUCUUGCCCAAGGUCACCCUGCAAAGUUAGUAUCAGAGCCAGGACUACAUUUCAGGUCUCCUAAUUCCUUGCUCAGGGCAGUUUCUACUGGCUGUUAAUGACCUAGGAACAGUUUAUUCUGUCUUUAAGUUUUUUUGGGUUUUUUUAAGUUAUAUUAUUGUGAAUACUUUUAAACUGGCUAGUAGAUUGAAAAAGGAGAAGCAUAGGACUAGGUGCUGCGAAUUUCAGCCAUAAGAAGCAAAGUAUUGUAAAUCCUAUAGAAAUUUUUAAGGAACCCCAAUACAUGAAUAAAGAUGGCAUUUCUUUGUAGGACCUAUUGAGUGAACAGCCAUUCACACACAUGUGUAUAAGUCAGAUCUCACUUGACCAAUAAUAUUGGCUCUAGGACAAUUUUUAAAAUUACAUCAUUUUACCACUGAUGUUUAAAAAAAACUGGAAAUUUUUCAGUCAAGAAAAAAAUUACCACAAAGCACAAUGAAAACAUAAGUUUGCAAUAAACUUUUUAAAAACACAUAUUUAAAAGAAAAUUUUAGAGGAAAAAACACUCAAUGUUAUCAUUAAAAACAAGCUACUAAAUAUAGUCACUGUAUUGAUAUUUAAAAGAAGGUUCUAUAAAUUUCAUCCCCUUUGGAAAGAGUUCCGUAUUAGAUACUGGACCCACAUGUUGCCCAACUCUAAACUCACCCAAUAAUUCUGUAAACUCUAGAGAGUACCUAUCACGUGUCAAAUACUGUACAUACCUUACUACCAACCUUCACAAAACUUUACAAUUGUAGGUAGGUGGAAUGAGCCUCAAUUAACUUUGGAGGGCAUAAAGGGUCAGAAAGGUUAAGUGCCUCACCCUAGUCACAGAGGUGGCAGCAGUGGGAUUUGACCCAGGUCUGUUUGAGUCCAAAGCUUGUACUCUAUCAUUUUGCCCUUUGGUUUGAAAAGAAUGGUAAAUUGGCCUUUUGUUUGUUAGCAGUCCUCUGUAAGUUCUUUAUUACAAAGCUGGCUUACCUUCUGCACCGUAUAAAAGAACGUUUACAAGAUUGACAAUUUCCAUGAGAAUUAAUACCAUAAACUGCAAGGCAUGCAUACAUACAGUCCACUCCUAACUAAAAAACCUCAAGCAGGAUAAGUAGCUGUAAGGCAUAGAAGAAAAAUGGAGGAUAAAUAGUCUUGUAUAAAUGUCACAAAGAUGAGAAGUAAAAAUUAACUGCCAGCAAACUCAGCAAAACAUUAACCUUUUUCCUCCUUGAGGAGUGUUCAUGAUCAAAAAGUUAUCAAGGGAUAUUAAUCAAGAAAUUAAAGGGCAUCACGAAUACUAUACUAUUGAAGGAAAUAACAUCUUACCAUUUCAAGGUCCUAUUUUACUUAGAGUAUAAAGUCUAAUCUGGUGUUUUUUACUCUAAAUUUUAUUCAGCCAUUUUUAUUCAUGAUAAUGGGUAAAUAUAACAGACUUUUUAUUGCAAAUUGUUCUAUUUUUAAAAGCUUUCUGCAGAACAGUGUAUUUAUGGCAGUGCUAUGUUGAAUAAGUUAGGAAGAUCAAAUAUACAGUAGUUCCUUAUUUUCAACUGUAAAAAUGAAGUGGCUAAAGCAGAAGAGACCUCUAUUUUAGUCUUAAAAAUGUGGUGGUCUUUUUCCCCAGAACCCCAAAAGCACAUAAGCACAUGUAUAUUUUGUCAUUUCUCCUUGUUACAUCCCUGAGAAGAGGUUAUACCAAAAAUUUUAAGAAAACAAGGAAAGGUAAACCACAUCUUCCCACUCCUAUGUCAGGGCAUGUUUCACUCUAGAACCAAGAUCAUAUUGUAUCAUUGCUAAAGCUUUGUUCUCUAGAAAGUGCAAUAUAGGGAAAACACUCUGAGAACCCUUUAGAAUCUUAGUGUUUCCUGUAUGAGGCAUCAUAUGUGGUAUUGGCAUCUGUAAGUAUCUUUUAAGCUUGUGUUUAACAUGAGGAGUAGUCCGAUAACUUACUGCUGACAAUCAUCCCCAUUUAAUGACCAGCAGUUAUUGGGUGCUGUGAAAAUUUAUUCAACAACACCCUGCGCUGGUCAUGAAAGAAACCAUAUAUAUGAAUUUUUUGAUAACUAAUGCAUAUCUCUAAGUGCCAAAAUUUAAAACUUGUAAUUAUUUUUGAUGGAAGUCUUUCAGAUAUGUUAGUAUACUUAACUUCCCUGCCUUCUUAAACAGCAUGCUAAGUUACAGUUCACUUUUGCAUGAUAAAAGGUAAAGCUAUAUUCAUAACGUGGUACUACAAAUACCCAGUGAGCUCUAAUGUGUGUAAAACACUUCAUAAAAUGAAAAGGGCUAUAACAGAUGUGUGUUAUUAUUAAUCGUAUCAAUUACUAUAAAGUGAUUCAGCCCUGAGGUAUGUAUAACCAUUUGCCCCAGGUUGCUGGUUUUCUUUUUUUUUCCCCUAAUAUCUGCUAAGUAGUUUGUUCUGUCUCCUGCCAUACUACCAUAUGCCUGCUUGUAGCAGGCUGCCACUUCUUUCUAAAGUGCUGUAUUCAUCUGUAAAGAGCUGGGACCUGGGAGGACUAAGCUGUCAGAGUCCACAGUGAGAGCUGGACAAGCUGCAGGGGCAGUCUGAGACAGCUCUUUUUGUUCCUUACCACUUUUCUUACAAGUUCACAGCAACCUACUGGCUAAUAGACGCGCCCUCAGCUGGUGGUUUUUCAGUUGCCACCAAGUAAAAUACUACAAACUAAGGAUGCUGCUAGGUUAAGGAAUAAAUAGCAAUUUACCAAAGUACAGCAAAGCAACAGAAAGGCUCUGUAUUUGCACAGCGGUCUUUCAUGCUUUGAAAAAAAGAUAGGAAGAAUCCAGGAGAGAAAAAAAAAGAAAAUCCAGAUAGACUUAAGACAAGUAUGUAGAUACCACUAAACUUUGUCAAUAGCCAUUAAAAUAUUAUACAUUGUUACAAAGACAGUUUAGUCUCAUGGCAAAAUACUGUUGUGCCAAAAUUUCUAUCUAAAGAUGAUUCUAAAUGGUGUUCUAAGAAUUUCUCCCGUUCAAAUGAUAAUAGAAAUUAUUGUCAAAAGGAAGUCUCAGAUUUUUACCUUUAUGCUGCUUUUAGUUGUGAAUUAGUUAUAGAAAUAUUGGCUAUAUCAAAAGCCUUAAGGAACACAUCUUAUGAAAUACAUAGCCUUAUGUGUAUAAGUGUCGCCAUAAAAUAAAAUGUCAUCCAGAGAUAAUAAAAUAAUUUUUGUAAUUGAAAAAUUUAAAUCUGGUCCAAAGUCUUUAAAAUAUUUUCAACUUUCCUAAGUUUCUUCCUUAUUCAGAUUCCAUGGUUUUUACUUUAAAAUAUAAACGUUUGAAUUUUCUUUUAAAUUUUACUGUAUCUUCCAUUUCCAAACUGUGCUUUCUGGUAAAUUUUAGAUUCACAUUUUCAGGAAAUUUGGAGUAUUCCAGAUAAUAUACUAGACACCCAGAAAGUUCUGUCACUAGGUUCUGAGGUGCUUGCUGUAAGCUCUUUUGCUAGACUGUAAGCUCCUUGAGGGCAGGACUGUCUUAUUUAUUCUUGUAUCUCCAGUGUGUGCUACAGGACCUGACACAGAGUGGUUGUUCAAUAAAUAUUUGUUGAACGAAUCAAAUGAACCGUUACCAUAUGUGGCCUCAGGCUCCCAGGAAGCCAGAAUGUGAUGUGCAAACCGUUCAGUACUAGAAGAGUCCAUCAUGAUUAUUAUAAUGAACAGAUUGUGUUCAUCAGGGUAGGAUUUUUUUUUUUUUUUUUUUUUUGUGACCAUAGGUAGUUAAGCAUUUUUAGUUGAUUUGGAGAACUGAAAAAUGAGAUACAAUUUUUCACUCAACAUUUGAAUCCCUGCUAUAUGCCUAAUCCAGUACGGAGGGACUCAGUUUUCAGAGGUAUUUCAUACGUGCAAUUGAAGCAGAUGCAGGGCUGGCUUCACAGACAUGCAACCUGUGCAGUCACAUGGGCAUCUUGCUUAGAAAGGCCCCAUUCUUGGUUUCAUACUCUGCUGUAGCUGUCUUGAAAAUUUUAAUAAGUUUUUAAAACUGCAUUUUCAUUUUGUCCUAUGCCCACAAAUUAUGUAGCUGGUCUGCGUAGGUUUAAUCAUCUUGACAUUAGGGAAACAGAAUAAUGAGGGCUACAGUGUCUUUUACCUACUGCUAGUAAAGGAACUCACAUCCAUUGAAAACUAGCCACAAAGUAAAUGAUUUAGUAAUUUUUAAAAUCUAAAAUUAAAAGUACCUCCCUCCCCCAAACUUUUUGACAGAUCAAGUGUUCUUCACAUCAGAAUUAGAAGAGCUUCCUAAGAAUAUAAUUGGCUUUUUACCUUUUCAACAGAAUUAUUUCAAGUCUUUCAAGUGGAUGAUUGUAGAAUUGUAGGUGGAUUUGUUUUAUCUACGUACAUAAAAAAACCUACAUAAAAUUUUAAGGAUUUAAUAAACCUUUGUAUCAAUAUAUGCACUGAAUAUUUUGGUACAAGUCUACCUCAUAAUGUGCUUUUAAGAAAUAAAUACUACUUUGAAACAUCUGACACACUUUUUGUGUGUGGUUAACCUGUUUAACAAGUUGAUCGCAAACUUGGUUUAAGUCCUAGUUUAAGCUUUUGUUUAAACUUCUAGGUGUGCAUCUUAGACCAGAAUCAAGCAUAAGACUAACAGAGGCAGUGGCUUGGUGGUUCUUUUUACUGACACUCCAUAAACUCUUUAGAUGGUGCAAUCCCUCUCAGACAAAGAGUUUGACUGUUCACUCCAAAUUUUGAUUAUAUAUAAAUUAUACAUAUGCUAUCGUACUGCUCUUUUAUAUGCAUUACAAAACAUACACAGAGAAAAAAAUUUUUAAAGGAGAUUAAAAAAAAAGACUGAAAUUUUCUUCCUGCACAAGGUCCACCUUGUGCUUCCACUGAAACAUUUCAUUUUGUGAAGGCCACUAAAACAGAGAAUUGGCGUUUUACACUAAAAACACAUAUACUAAGAUCUGAUCCAGUCACAUAUGCUGCUUAGUGUUCCAGCCAUUUACAAUUUCCAUAUGGAUCAUGUUUUAUGAGCUUCAUAAAUUAUUCAGUGAACACUGUAUCAUAUCAAUAGGAAGCAUAGUUGAUAAAUUUUUGCUUGGCAAGCUGUAUACAGUGAUUGUUGUCAUAUAGAUGAACUUAAAAUAUGUUACUUUUCACAGUGUUUCCUAGAGUGACAUAUUCUUGUUUUAUUUAGCAAUAUGAUUGAUGGUUAACUUUACCAUACUACUUUCAUUCACCAGAAAAGUGACAGACAUAUUUGGGACAGUCUUUUUUUGCAUGUUGCUCUUCUUAUGAAUUUAUUUAACCAUCAGACUGCUGGUGUAACCUGGAAACAUUUGAAAAUUAAUUUGAUUGUUCAUGCAUUUUUCGGAACAGUUGGUAGAAACACAUAUAUGUAUACAGUCAUCCUCCAUAUCUGCGGGUUCCGCAUCCACAGAUUUAACCAACUGUGGAUGGAAACUAUUUGGGAAAAAAGUUCCAAAAAGCAACACUUGAAUUUGCCAUGUGCUGAACAGCACGUACUGUGCCAGUUUCCCACUGUUUCACAGACCCUCAGUCUCUCUCCAGCACUGCUUGUUUAAGCACUGUUCACCUCACGUCUUGUCAUCAUCCCCUAAACAGUACGGUAUAACAGCUAGUUACAUAGUGUUUACAUUGUAGUAGGUAUUAUAAGUAAUCUAGAAAUGAUUUAAAGUGGACAGGAGGAUGUGUGUAGUUUAUAUGCAAAUACUAUGCCAUCUUAUGUAAGGGACUUGAGCAUCCAUGGAUUUUCAUAUCUGCAGGGGUCCUGGAACCAAUCCCCCAUGGAUACCAAGGGAUGGCUGUGUGUGUGUGUAUAUAUAUAUAUAUAUAUUUAUCAUGGUAAAAUAUAUGUAAAUAAUGUUUACCAUUUUUAAGCAUACAAUUCAGUGGCAUUAAUUAUAUUCACAAUGUUGUGCAACCAUCACUACCCUCUAUUUCCAAAACUUUUUCAUCAUCCCAAACAGAAAUUCUGUACCCAAUAAACAGUAACUCCCUCAUCUCCUCUCCCCUAGCCCAUGGUAACCUCUAAUCUACAUUCUAUGAAUGUGCAUAUUCAAUAUAUGUCAUAUGAAUGGAACUGUACAUUUUUCCUUUUGUGUCUGCUUAUUUCACUUGGCACGCUUUCAAGGUCCAUCCAUAUUGUAGCGUGUAUUAGAACAUCCUUCCUUUUUAUAGCUGGAUAAUACGCCAUUAUGUGGAUAUACCACGUAUUGUUGAACCAUUCCUCUGUUGAUGGACACUUGUUUCCAGGGCACUCAUUUUUUUGUAAGUCAUUUUAGAGAAAGAUAGGGUGAAUCCUUUUCUAUUCAGGUUAUCUUGUGAAAUCAUUUAGACGAACUGGUUUAGUAGCACUAGUUACUAUUUCAGUUAUCUCUACGGCUGAUAUAUUUUGGGCUAUUUAAAAAUAGAUUUUUUUUUUUUAAUUUAAAAGAAAAUGACUAUUUGACACGCGGUGACACUCAUGAAUUGACAGUUUUUAUUAGUUUCCUAUUGCUGCUGUAACAAAUUACCACCACUUCAGUGGCUUUAAAAACAUAAAUUUAUAGUUUUGAGGUCAGAAGUCCAAAAUGUGUCUCACUGAGCUAAAAUCCAUGUGUUAGCAGGCCUGUGCCCCUUCUAGGGCUCAAAGGGAGAAUCUCUUUUCUUGCUUUUCCAGCUUGUAGAGGCUGCCUGCAUUCCUUGCCUCCAUCUUCGAGCCAGCAGCAUACCGUCUUCAAUCUUUCUCUCUGACUCGAUAGUCUCCUGCCUCCCUGUUUCAUUUAUAAGGACUCCUGUGAUUACACUGAGCCCACUGCAUAAUCCAGGAUAAUCUCCCCAUUUUCAAGUCAGCUAAAUAGCAGCCUCGUUCCAUUUACAACUUUAACCCCUCCCUUGCCACGUAGCGUAACAGAUUCAUAGGUUCUGGGGAUUAGCACAUGCACAGCUUUGGGGGGCCAUUAUUCUGCUUGCUGCUGUGUGUUGGGUACUAGGUUUAGUGCUUCACAGGCAUGAUUUAAUCCUUAAAACAUUCUCAGGAGGUAGGUACAUACUGUUAUUUUUCCUGUUUUACAGAUUAAUUGAGGCUUAAAGAUUAAUUUACCUAAAGUUAAAUAACUAGUAAGUUUCAGUUAGACUCAUACCCAGAUCUGUCUGACUUCUUAGCCUAACCUGUUUUAAUAGUUCUGUCAGAAAUGUUUACUGCAUGCAAACUGAGUAGAAUAUUGUGAUUGUGGAUUGUUACGGUGUUUACACUAUAAAUGUAUUUCAGCUUUACUCUAGGUAAAAUUCUAAUUGUGAAAAAGUUGAAAAGCCUCUGCUUCUGUGUUUAUGGCCAGUAACGUUUUCAGAAUUGUCCUCUAACAUGUAGUGCUUUCUCCCCCGGGCUUUUCUACUAGGGGUUAGCUAUUUUUGGUUUAUAGCUAUGUAUGCUGCUCUUAAAAGUAGUAACUAUUUAGAAUAUCAAUCUGAAACAGGUAUUCAAAUCAUGGCACAUACGUAUGUACGUUCUUGGAACAUUAUGUGUAGUUAGCUGCUGCAUCUGAAAAAAGACACACAGAUCAAAGGGCAAAGAUAAACAGGAUUAAAACUGCUUAAGGCUAGCACUUACGAAUGUUCUUAAAGUUCUUGAUCUGUGGGGCUUCAGCUGACAAGCCCAUGCUCAUAAAUACGCUUUCCACAAUACUGGGGUCAUUGUAGGGACUGUCUGGUCUGUGUCAGUGUGGCUCUAUUAAGAGGAGUCAUCAGUGGUUACCUAGUGAGAGGGAUAUGGAAACUAUGCAUCAGCUCUGGAAAUGUUUCCCACUGGGUGUAGUGGGCAGACACAGACGGCAUGUCUGUAUUUAUGUCCUAGGCAGUCUUAGAAUCACGUUCCCAUCCCUGCCUCUCCCACCCCUCCGGGAACACUCAACAAGAUGUCCCAGUACUCUUGCGGCAAAACCAGCCUUUGCAUUGUUCUCUCCCUGGACAUUACAAGCACCUGCUGUGAUACCAUGUUACCAGUUCUGACUUCAUUCCAGUCGUGGAGUGUAACUCUUCAUUCCUUGGAAAGGCUUCAGGUGAUUCCCUCACCCCACUGCACCCCACCUGCUCUAGGGAGUCUUGAGUCUUCUUUUCACCCCAAGCACUGGGACUGUCCACACUAUUUUUCUCCAGGAUGCUACCUUCAGCAGAGGACAAGAAAAGUCCCCAAGCUCUGGCAUGCAUCAAUUACCUGGACGGUUUGUUCAAACACAAAUUACUGGGUCCGGCCCCAGAGUUUCUGAUUUGGUUGUCUGGGGUGGGGGCCCUCAGAUUUGUAUUCUAACCAAUUCUCACCCAGUUGAGAACCACUGAUAAUUGCAGUUUGGGCUUAGAUUUGUAAUGGUUUACAGAUCCCAUGGAUCUCUAUGUAGAAAAAGAAGUCAGUUUACAGAAAUCUUAACUUUCUGAGGUUGGUAUUAUGGAUGGAUAACAAUGUGUCCCAUCGGCUGUGCCAGGCUCAGUACAAUACCAGGUUGGUACUUCAGCUGAGGGCUAAGGUUUCCCUAAUCUAACAUGAUAUUUAGGUUACUGAGCAGUUAAUUAAGCUAAGCUCAUCUUAACCUUCUCAGGAACAGAUCUGGUGCUGUGUGGUGUAUGUUCUUACUCAAAAAGAGGAGAGCUGAUACAGAAAUUCUCAUGGGAACUCCACAGACACAUCCAAAUUCCCCGAAGGACUGAAUUGCUGGGCUGGGGGCUGUGGGGACCAUGGUCUCAGGGAACACCUAGCUCAACUGGCGUAACAUAGUUUAUAAAGAAAAUGUUCUACAUUCUACUUUGGUGAGUAGCAUCUGGGGUCUUAAAAGCUUGUGAGUGGCCAUCUAAGAUACUCCACUGGUCUCACCCAGUUGGGAGUAAGGGAGAAUGAAGAAAACUAGAUACACAAGGGAAAGGUUAGUCCAAAGGACUAAUGAACCACAACUACUAUGGCCUCCACCAGAUUGAGUCCAGUAUAACUAGAUGGUGCCCAGCUACCACCACCAGCUGCUCUGAAAGGAAUCACAAUAGAGGGUCCCAGACAGAGUUGGAGAAAAAUAUAGAACAAAACUCUAACUCACAAAAAAGGACCAGACUUACUGACCUGACAGAGACUGGAGAAACCCUGAGAGCAUGGCCCCUGGACACUGUUUUAGCUCAGUAAUGAAGUCACUAUGGGGUUCACCCUUCAACCAAAGAUUAGACAGGCCCAUAAAACAAAAGGACACUAAAGAGGCACACCAGCCCAGGGGCAAGGACUAGAAGGCAGGAGGUAACAGAAAAGAUGGUACAAGGAACCCAAGGUUGAGAAGGGGAGAGUAUUGAUUGACAUGUCAUGAUGUUGAUAACCAGUGUCACAAAACAAUGUGUACUGUUUGAUGAGAAGCUAGUUUGUCCUGUAAACCUUCAUCUAAAGCACAAUAAAAAAUAAAAAAAAUAAAAAAAUUCUCCUGGUGUGAUCCACUCUGUAAUAGCUGCAGCUGUCGCUAACAAAAUAUCCAAGAUACUGCGUUCCCAACCGAAACUUCUACCAGGGCAUAGACAACUCAAAACACUUUUUAAGCUUUUAAAAAUUAAAAAAAUAACUGUUUCCAUUGAAAGCUGUUAAAAUCAUUAGUACACUAGACUGCUGCAUUGACAUUAACUUGUAAAAGCCCUUCACUAUAGGGUUAGUUUGGGGGCAAAAUGAAGGAUCCAAAUUUUAUUGUCAAAGGAUUACUUUCUAAAAGUUAAAGUAUCAGACCUAUUCUGAAUACACUGUAUUUAUGUUUAAGCAGUUAUUACCUAAGUAGUUACUUCUUGCAUACUUAAUGUAUGUAAUUAAAGGAAAGAUUUCCUGGCAUUUUUUGAAAAUUGCAGUGUAUUGGCAGGGAAAUCAAGAUCCUUAACGUGGUCCUUGCCGCUCAGGGUGGUAGACCUCACCUCUGGGACAGUCUAAGGAAGGUUAGGAGAUCAGCCUUAGUUUUACCUACAAGCCCUGUCACAAUCUGUGGGGGAUAUUCUGGACCUUAGGGAGGGACUGGGUGCUGUAUCAGUGAUUAGUGGUUAAAGAGCAGUGAAUUACUAGGCCACAAGCUCUGUGCUCCCCUCUAGCAAGUACUUCUGAAGUGUCCGAUGACUUCAUGGCAGUCUAACUAGCAGGGCGUGCUCAAAUCCUGUGGCCACUAGGUGUCAAGGGUCACAAUG